Molecule: messenger RNA, 866 nt
Organism: Trifolium pratense (red clover)
Lineage: Eukaryota; Viridiplantae; Streptophyta; Magnoliopsida; Fabales; Fabaceae
Product: histidine-containing phosphotransfer protein 4
Exons: 5
Coding region: 99-551 (150 amino acids)
Biological process (GO): phosphorylation; phosphorelay signal transduction system; cytokinin-activated signaling pathway
Cellular component (GO): cytoplasm; nucleus
Molecular function (GO): protein histidine kinase binding; histidine phosphotransfer kinase activity
Source: RefSeq, a predicted model, not a curated record
CCUUACUUCAAAAUCAUGUAUUCCAAUUCCAACUACAAUUACAUUGUUCCUUCUCUUCCUUUAUUCUUUCUGUGUCUAUUCAUCUUCUUCUAAUCAUCAUGGAUAGAAACAACUCUCGUAGACAACUUGCUGCAAUGAAACAGUCCCUCUUUGAUCAGGGACAUCUUGAUGAGCAAUUUAUCCAACUUGAAGAAUUGCAAGAUGAUGCUAAUCCUAAUUUUGUUGAGGAAAUUGUAACUCUUUACUACCGUGAUUCAUCUAGGCUUAUCUCUAGCUUGGAACAAACACUGGAGAGGAAUCCAUUGGAUUUCAACAAGUUGGACACAAUCAUGCACCAAUUUAAAGGAAGCAGCUCAAGCAUAGGGGCCAAAAAGGUGAAAGCAGAAUCCACUCUAAUUAGGGAAUAUUGCAGGACAGGAAAUGCAGAAGGGUGUAGGAAGAGCUUUCAACAAAUGAAGAAAGAAUAUGUAGCAUUGAGAAAGAGACUUGAAAAUUAUUUUCAACUAGUUAGGCAAGCUGGGCCUAUGGAGAGAGCAUGUCGCCCAAAGUAGAGACCUUAUAUAUAUAUAUAUAUAUAUAUAUAUAUUUAAUGAAGGCAUGCAAAUGUAAAUGGUGAAUUUUGUUGUACUAACUCUGAGGGAGGAAAAUGUUUAAUAUUCACCAAUAGAAUUGGAAAGGCAAUAGUGCCUGUAUGAGAGGAUUGUGGCCUACAAAAUAUGUAUAAGGUUUAUCCUAUGUUUUUUUUUUAAUCAAAAAGGGCUAUAGGAAUCCUGUUAUGGAGCUUUAUAGUUUAUACUAUCACUAUAGAGGAAAUUAUGUUACAUAGCUUUACAAUUACUGUCAUUUAUAAAUUCUCUUUAUCUCCA